Messenger RNA from Arabidopsis lyrata subsp. lyrata, 1162 nucleotides. RefSeq lists its product as uncharacterized. The transcript has a single exon. Lineage: Eukaryota; Viridiplantae; Streptophyta; Magnoliopsida; Brassicales; Brassicaceae. The record is from RefSeq and is a predicted model, not a curated record. Bases 199 to 579 code for a protein of 126 amino acids.
AAUUUAAAAACAUGGAUCUCUCCUUUCUUCUUCAAUUCAUUUUACGUUACUCGUUCGUUCUUCAGAUUCGCUUCUCUUUCUUUGCAGUUCGCGAAAACCUAAUUUCAUAAUUCUGAGAUUUUGAACUCAAUCCCAAUUUCGAGAUUACUCGAAUCCACUUGAAAUUUCUCAGCUUGUUCUUUAAUUAGAGUUCUAUUAAUGGAAACGCCAUUACAAAGUUUGAGACUUUUUCUUCUCUGCUUCGUCUUCUUCUUCAUCUCUGCUUCUAUCUUCGUCGACUCACAAUCACAAGAGUCUUCCAUUACUCCUCCUCCACCACCGCCUCCGCCAUUCUUAAAUCCACCGCCGCCUCCAUUAAGGGUCGUUGAGAGUAACAAGGCGAUUCACGAGAAGCGAAGAAAAAAAUGGCGACAGAGAAGACACCAUAAACACCCACCACCGCCGCAGCAGAAGCUGAACAUGGGAAAGACGGUGGGGCUUUUCUUCGCCGCUGUAGCUGCAGCUUUGCAAGUAGUUGUUGCUGCUUUCUUGCUUUUCAAAAGAAGGCAGCUUCUCCUUAAGAUCAAUGAUAGACACUGAGUGAGAGAUUCCAAGCUUCUCCAAUAGGCAUCUUCUUCUUCCCGAUCUAGAAAAGAGCUUCAAGUUGGAGUUAAGUCAAUCUCAAUUUUGUUCCUCUUAAAUCUGUAAAUUUAUUAUAGUCUUUGACUGCAACUCAAAAUUUGUUCUUUAGAUAUGAGUGAAUCCAGUGGAAAAACUGAAUUUUGGGGAUGAUUGUUGAUGAAAGUUCUCAAAUUUGAUGAUACAUUUGUUGAACAACUACCAUUGUGUUGUUAAUUCCCAGCUAUAGAUCUAACUUAGCCUACACAUGAAGUCUCCUUUUUGUAUGGUCCUUUAGGGUUAAUAAUGUCAUACAUAUCAUUUAGAAUAAUUGCAGAGGACCGAUCUAAACUUAUGCAGUUGGGACCACUGAAACCCAUGUGAGAGUCUGGUCCUUAAAGUUUGCAAUUUUUUUGGAUUUUUUUCUAAAUUGGAAGGUUCACAGAGGUCAAUGCUUAGUUUUAGCUAGUGAUAUGAACGAACUCAGGAUCUUAAAUAUGAAAAACUCACAUACAAUGUUACAAUUUUGACAGGUUUUGAAGAAUUACACGGCACACAAAACAGA